Molecule: messenger RNA, 759 nt
Organism: Cutaneotrichosporon cavernicola
Lineage: Eukaryota; Fungi; Basidiomycota; Tremellomycetes; Trichosporonales; Trichosporonaceae
Gene: SKI6
Exons: 4
Coding region: 1-759 (252 amino acids)
Biological process (GO): nuclear mRNA surveillance; U4 snRNA 3'-end processing; poly(A)-dependent snoRNA 3'-end processing
Cellular component (GO): cytoplasmic exosome (RNase complex); nucleolus; nuclear exosome (RNase complex)
Source: RefSeq, a predicted model, not a curated record
AUGUCAAGGACAGAGAUCCUCAAUCUCGCAGGCCUCCGCCACGACAACCGGCGACCGUACGAGCUCCGCGCGUGCGCAUUCACCCUCGACCCACACCCGCAAGCCGACGGGUCCGCGUCGGCCACGCAGGGACUCACGCACGUCCUCGCCUCAGUGUAUGGUCCGCGCGAACCGCGGCAGCGAAGCGGGGCGGCUCAUGAUCACGCUGUCGUCACUGUCGAGGUGGGGGUUGCGCCCUGGGCGCAGGGCAUGUUGCGAGGGAAGAGUCGGGGGGAUAAACGUCUCGUCGAGAUCGCCGCGGCGAUUCGGCAGACAUUCGAACCUGUGAUCCAGACACAGCUGUAUCCACGCUCAGAGAUUGCUAUCCAGGUCCAGGUGCUGCAGGCUGAUGGAGGCAUCCUCCCAACAGCCAUCAACGCCGUCACUCUGGCCCUCAUCGACGCGGGUAUCGCCCUCCUCGACUACGUGACCGCUGUCUCGGUCGGACUGCACCUCAAGCAGGCCCUCCUAGACCUCUCUGCUCCAGAGGAGAGCGACCUCCCUGCACUCGUGGUCGCAUCUCUGCCUGCCAGCGGUAAAGUCACCCUGGCGCAAAUGGAGACGCGCCUCCACGUCGACCGGUUCGAGGACAUGCUCCGGCUGGGCGUGGACGCGUGCGCAGUCCUCAAAGUCGAGAUGGAAGCUGUGGUUAAAGCCCACACCCGCGCGGUCGUGGACCGGAUGAGUGCCGCCACAAUCGUGGCGCAGCCUGUUGACUAG